This is a messenger RNA of Melampsora larici-populina 98AG31, 717 nucleotides long. RefSeq lists its product as uncharacterized. The record is from RefSeq and is a predicted model, not a curated record. The coding region runs from base 100 to 378 and encodes 92 amino acids. The transcript has a single exon. Lineage: Eukaryota; Fungi; Basidiomycota; Pucciniomycetes; Pucciniales; Melampsoraceae.
CUUCGAUUAGCAAGCGGACCCAAUGAUCGUCACGAGAAUGGUCAAGUUCCAGUCGAAUUAUCUAAGCUUUCUAAGUUAGAAGUCUCGGGUUAUCAUGCCAUGAACAUCUUGAGAGAUUUUCAACAUUCAAAUAGUAUCACAGCAUUUUUGGUAGGUGAUACUCCGGAUUAUAUGUUUAAGUUUCGGGACCUAGAAACAAUCAUCCGAGAACAACCUUGGCCUAAAUUAAAGAAGAUUCAAAUCACAGAUCAAUGUAAUGCCUUCUCUUGUAAAGAUAUUCAAAAUUUAAUCGACUUAUGUGGGGAAUAUGGAAUUCAGUUGGAUUGUGAUGCUAUAGGGUAUGAUGAUUAUUCCUAUGAUUAUUGUGAUUGCGAGUAGGGAAGGGAUCCUUGGUAGAUUUCACCUAUGGAGGUUGCGGAGUUAUUUUGGUGUGCCAACUUGUGCUUCGGUGCCGCCGCGGUGCUUUAUUCACAGGUGGAAAAAGGUUUGCAACACCAGCUUGAUUUAGGAUAAGAGCAGCGUAGGUUUGGUUUACGUCAAUUUUAUAAUCUGGUAUCAGGACAUUAAUAGUCAUAAAUUUUUUUCCUCACAUAUGUUUAUCCUUCUUUAAUCUUGUUUGAUAUCUAGAAAAAAAUACUUUUGAUUCAACUCUAACUAUGAUUGCUUUAUUUAUGUGAAUUAAAAUGGAAUGAAGCUAUGUGACUAGCAUUGACUUCG